AUGUCACGGCGGAAGCGGUUGGACGAAGACACGGACGCCGAGGAUGAGGACGAGGACGACCCUCGCGAGCUGUCGGACCGCGCGCCGCUCACCCGCAAGGCUGGCCGGCGAGCCUCCACGUCCGCACCGCACCUGCAGGUGCCGCAGCAGCCCAGCCGCAUGUCCUCGCGGAGUCUCCAGCCGCAGCGAGCUGCCGAGGAGCCGCGCCGGAGUAUCAUACUGCCGUCCCUAGAGCAGAGUGAGCGCGAGUUCUUCAAUCUGAUCGACGCGGGCGAUGUCGGAGCUGUGCAGCAAUUCCUGCGCAGUCACUCUGGAUUUAACAUCAACUGCAAGAACUUCCAGGGGACGACGGCGCUGCACAAAGCUGUGGAGAGCGGCUCGGUGGAGCUGACGGAGGCGCUGCUCUCACACGGCGCAAACGUGGGGGACUGCCUGCUACAUGCGGUGCGCUCCAACCGACCACGGAUUCUGGACGUGCUGCUCAAGCACAUAGACAACCCGGACCUGGAGCAGGCAGGUUGCCUGGACAGCCCCAACUUCCCGGAAAACAUGACGCCGCUGAUGCUGGCCGCCCAGUGCGGUCACUACGAGCUCAUCGAGAUGCUGCUGGAGCGCGGACACCGCUUGGAGCCCCCGCACCCACCAGACUGCUACUGCGAGGAGGUUUGCCAGAGGGACUUGGAGGAGGACUCCCUAGUGCGAGCGACCAACCGACUGAACCAGUACCGCGCUGUCAUUAACCCGGCCUACAUCUGCCUCUCCUCGGAGGACCCCAUCCUGAUGGCCUUCCAGUUGUGCAUAGAGCUGCGCCAGUGGGCCAAGGUUGUGGAGGAGUUCCGCAUCGAGUACACGAGUCUCUCCAAGGAGGUGCGACGCUUUGCUGUGGAGCUUCUGGCUUGCUGUCGGAGCUCAGAGGAAGUGCAAUUGAUCUUGCGACGACGCGAAGGGUGUAACAUCCCGGGCACUGUGGACUUCCCUCGCCUUGUGCUCGCCAUGGAUCUCGUUCAGAAAGAGUUCGUCGCUCAUCCCAACACGCAGACGGUGCUGGCGUGGGAGUGGACGGGUGACUGGGUAGAGUGGCGCACUCGGUCGCUGCCGAUGCGGGCCCUGGACGUGGUGACCCGCAUCCCGAUGCUGCCCAUCAUCGCGGGAUGGUGCGUCGUGGCGCCGCAGAGCCGCAUGGUGCGCCAGUGGUCGCUGCCCAUCAACCGGCUCAUCUCCAGCGUCGCCGCCUACGUCGUCUUCCUCACCCUGCUCUUCCUCGAGUCCAACACCGACAAGAAGCUCCUGCAUCGGGGACCGCCAGACACCGGUCUUGAGCCAGUGCUGAUGGUGUUCGUGGGAGCGCACGUCUGGAGCGACGUGAGGAUGUGUCUGGUGCAAGGGCCGCGCCGUUACUUCAAGGUGCUGACCAACUGGUACGACGUGGUGACGCACCUGCUGUUCGUGGCGACAUUCACGUCGUGGCUGUGCGCGCUACUGGACGUCCAGGCCUCGGACCAGGAGACGCUGGAGCGCGCGUACUGGCACUACCUGGACCCCACGCUGGUGGCCGAGGGGCUCUUCGCCAUCGGCACCAUCAUGGCGUUCGGCCGUCUGCUGCUGCUCUUCCAGCUCAACUACCACCUGGGCCCACUGCUCGUCUCCGUCGGCAAGAUGACGCGCGACAUCGCCAAGUACACAGCCAUCUUCGCCCUCUUCUUCCUCGCUUUCACUGCAGGCCUGUGCCGGUUCUACCAGUACUAUGAGGGUAUGGUGCGUGUGGAUCCCGUCAGCAAAACAACCACGGCACAGAUCAGCAGCUUCGUGAACCCCACCGCCACGCUCAAGACGCUUUUCUGGGCGCUGUUCACCAUGUCACCCCUGGAAUCGGCUGAUGUAGUGAUACAGAACCUGCCAGACACAGACGUCAUCAACCGCCACUACUUCACUGAGACCAUUGGAUACAUAGCUUUUGCACUGUUUGAAGUCAUUUCAGUUAUUGUGAUGCUCAACAUGCUCAUCGCUACGAUGUCCAAUACUUUCCAGAAGGUGACGGACAAUGUUGCCAUCGAGUGGACUUUUGGCAAGACUGAAGUCUAUUUGAGGUACAUGUCACAGACAGUACUUCCUCCACCAUUCAACCUAUUGCCCACACUAAGAGGAAUGCAGCUGGCUGGUCGCUGGAUGCGUGCGCUGUGUAGUCCACGGCCUGGAGAGAAGGCAGGCUGCUCUAUGACAAACUGCUGCUAUCUUAUAAGUGAAUGA
Molecule: messenger RNA, 2247 nt
Organism: Schistocerca americana (American grasshopper)
Lineage: Eukaryota; Metazoa; Arthropoda; Insecta; Orthoptera; Acrididae
Product: short transient receptor potential channel 4-like
Exons: 12
Coding region: 1-2247 (748 amino acids)
Biological process (GO): manganese ion transport; regulation of cytosolic calcium ion concentration; calcium ion transmembrane transport
Cellular component (GO): membrane; cation channel complex
Molecular function (GO): inositol 1,4,5 trisphosphate binding; store-operated calcium channel activity; protein binding
Source: RefSeq, a predicted model, not a curated record